UGCUGAUGGAUUUGUGACCCUUUUUCCGGUUCUUCUACUUUAUUUUUCUGCCUGCCCUGUAGAUCAGGUGUUUGAGAGAAUACUCCACCCCUGGUCGCCUUCUCCAGAGCUGGAAGAAGCUGGCAAGAUUCUGAAGAGGAUCAUCUCUCGAGACCUGUACAAGUUUGUGGGUGAAACCAAGCCCAACCAGGAAGAAGGAGCAGAAAUGCUGGAGAUCUCGCGGGAGCAGAUUGAAAGUUGGAAAGUUGAACUGGCUCAGAAACUCUCUCAGGAUAAAGCAGACAUUGUAGUUACUGUUGUGACUUUGGACUAUGGGAUGAAAAAAAAGGACCCCAUCAACCAUACAUACUUCUACAGGAAGAAUGACUUCACCAACGGAUUCAAGAUCCCUGAAAGCCAGAAAUCCAGGCUUCUCCCAACAACUUUCUCUGAGAAGUUCAUACGGGUUUAUUGCAAGAAAUCAAAAUCAGAGACUGACUUGGAAGAGGCCCAAGAGCACUUUAGAGACUGGUGCAAGAAAAAGGGCUUUCCACCACCUGAGGCGGAGGCGAUCCCAGGUUCUGAGGUGCCCCAGGCAAAGAGUACUGAAUGAAGACAGCAACACAUGGAGAUGACCAGUGAAGUGGAAGACAUGGUGGUGGAUGAUGAAGAUGGAGAUCUAAAGUGAAAAAAAAUAACAUUCUGACACUCAUUGUUAUAUUCAGAUUUAAAAUGAUUACAAAUAUCAGCAAGAUACUUCCAUCUUUUUUUCUUUGGCUCUUUUAAAGUAUGUAAUUGGCAAACUAUAUGGUAACGGAACAUGGCAAACUAUAAAGCACCAGCAACAUGUGUAACCUCAUUUAACUCGAACAUGUAAUUUGUGGUUUGGUUAUUUUAAGUACUUUGUAGAUUUUGGUUGUAAUGAUAAUUGUGGUUUAAAUGUGAUGGAAACUUUAUGUCAUUUUAUUUAGACUUAGCAAGAUUUUUCGAUCCGAGGUUCUUGUCAUAGUUCUGACUUUGUUGUUUUCCUGUCUCUUUCUUUACAUUUACAUUAGUUAUUCAUAUUUAGUCACUGAUCUUUUUUUCUUUGUUUUCUCCUACUAGUGGAAUCGUCUAUUGUAUGAUUUUUGUUUUGAAUGAUUCUUCCUUUUAAAGUUGUCUCUUGACAAACACUUUGCAUCAGUGCAAAGUGUAUUGACACGAACUGUUUCUCAAGAGACGCUUUGUAUCAAUACAAAAUAUGAACUUUGUAACUUUAAAUAAGUCAUUUAUUGCUUUAUGAUUAUACUAUAUAUCACAGAUUUACUCAAACUAAACAGCUCAAGUAUAUUGUGUUUUGCUAAGUGCAUGAAAAUUAUAUUAUUGUGCAAUGGGUGUAUUGAUGAAAUAAUAAAAUUAAAGUAAUAUAAGUAGAAA
Molecule: messenger RNA, 1395 nt
Organism: Stegastes partitus (bicolor damselfish)
Lineage: Eukaryota; Metazoa; Chordata; Actinopteri; Pomacentridae
Product: deoxynucleoside triphosphate triphosphohydrolase SAMHD1-like
Exons: 6
Coding region: 206-592 (128 amino acids)
Biological process (GO): regulation of innate immune response; defense response to virus; dGTP catabolic process
Cellular component (GO): nucleus
Molecular function (GO): dGTPase activity
Source: RefSeq, a predicted model, not a curated record